UCAACUUCGCCCCCUCAGCAUCGCCGCCAUUUCACCAGGUGAAGGACUCAAACAGCGUCUGAAUACUUUUUGCGGUAGUGGCGACACCUCACCUCAACGGGACAGCAACGCGACGGAGCAUUGUUUUUAAGACUUUAAAUUAGCGUUUAUCGUUGUCUAGACCUAGCUUGAGUGGUUUAGAGCAGCUUAAUCUGAAAAAGAAGGAAAACGGCGAACAUCUGAAGGCAAAAUGUCGACUGAGGCUUCACCAGAGAAACCAGGCCAAGGGAAUUCAGUGAACGGCAAGUCCAACCAUGAGUCCAGAAAGGAGAGGCCCCAGAAGCGUGGUGGCGGGGGACGAUUUGAACCUUACGGAAACCCCAACAAGAGAUACCGUGUGUUUGUCAGCAACAUUCCCUAUGAUGUUAAAUGGCAAACACUGAAAGAUCUCAUGAAGGAAAAAGUGGGUGAGGUAACGUACGUGGAACACUUAAUGGACGGAGAAGGCAAAUCAAGGGUAAGUGCAAGAGACGAACCUCCCUUUGUCCGCUUGAGUUCUUACAUGUACUCUUAGAUUUUAAUGUGGGAUGUUCAGGACUGGGUUGAGAGUUCAAAAUGUGUUGUCUUGGGUGGCAUUCGAACAAAAAUGGACGCCGACUGCGGUUCUGAGUGGAACCAGUUAUAUAGUAAUUCUGGUUUUCGUUUGAUUUAGAGGUAGCUUUAUUGCACUGCGAGUCUCAUUUCGGACUUCAGGUGGUGUUCAGUAACUAAACAAGGAUAACAUGGCGUCAAUGAUUUGUUGAGCGACUCCAGUGAGAUAACAACAGAAAUGGAGCUUGAAUGUGUAAUUAGAACUGAAGGCCGGUUGUGUAUUCUGGUCGUCAAUUAAUCCUGUCAGCCAUUUUGAGUUUGGAUGUAAUUAUGCACUAAAUGUAACUGUUUUGCACUAAGUGAACACCACAGAGAGAAGUAUUAUAUGAAUAUAUAUAUAUAUAUAUUUUAUCAAUUUAGUGUGCCCGAAUUUUUAAGUGUUUCCUGAGUCAGUUAUCAAUGAUGUCUUAUGGCUUUUUGCUAAUUGUCUCUCUCAUUCCUGUUUUAUUUGUUCGUUCAUCCUGGCUGAUGUGCUGACUGAAUAAAGGGUUGUGCUGUGGUUGAGUUCAGAACUGAAGAACUCAUGAAAAAGGCUGUAGAGAAAGUCAACAAACAUGUCAUGAAUGGCCGUCCUCUCAAGGUCAAGGAGGAUCCAGAUGGAGUGAUUGCCCAGCGUGAAGCUAAUCGGGCUCAUGGGGGUGGUGGUGGUGGCGGUGGACCCCCAGGCAUGGGUGGAGGAAUGGGAGGUGGCAUGGGAGGCGGCAUGGGUGGAGGAAUGGGCAUGGGGAUGGGUCCAGGGCCUGGCGCUCCUCCAAUGGUCAACAUCCCUCCCAGUCUCAUGAACAACCCCAACAUUCCCAAUGAGAUCAUCCAUGGACUCCAGUCUGGAAAAAUCGGAAGCACCAUUUUUGUGGCCAAUCUGGACUACAAGGUUGGCUGGAAGAAGCUCAAAGAGGUGUUCGGAAUGGCUGGAGCGGUUGUGCGUGCUGAUAUCCUGGAGGAUAAGGACGGGAAAAGCAGAGGCAUGGGAACGGUUACGUUUGAGAUGCCCAUUGAGGCUGUUCAAGCAGUCUCCAUGUUCAAUGGACAGCUCCUCUUCAACAGGGUCAUGCACGUCAAACUGGAUGAGAAAUCCCUUCCCAAAGGUGACUUUGCGCCCCCAGAUCGUCCUCCAGCACUUCCUCGUGGUCUGAGCGGUGUCGGUCUUGGUCUGGGACCCGGCGGUCAACCCAUCGAUGCUACCCAGCUCAACCGGGGUGGAAUGGGCAACAUGGGCCCAGGAGGAAUGGAUGGAAUGGGCUUUGGUGGCAUGGGUAGAGUGGGAGGGAUUGAUAAUUUUGGAGGAGGUAUGAACAACAUGGAUCGUUUUGGACCCUCUGGAAUGGGAAGAAUGAAUGAUAUGGAUCGUGGAAUUGGUGGUGGCUUUGAUAGAGAAUUUGGUGGCCGUAAUGACAUGGGAAUGGCCCGUAGCAACUUCGGAGACUCUUUUGACCGAGGAAUGGGAAACACCAUGGGAAUGGAUCGCAUGAAUUCUGGUAUGGAUCGGCUUGGUGGUGGCAUGGACCGCAUGGGAGGACUAGACCGAAUGGGAAUGGAUCGCAUGGACCGCAUGUCUGAUCUGGACCGGUUGGGAACUGGCUUUGACAGAAUGGGUUCAGGGCUUGACCGGUUAGGGCCCAGUAUGGAUCGCCUGGGAUCAGGCCUUGACCGCAUGAGCUCCAGUGUGGACCGCAUGGGCCCUGGUGGGUUUGACCGCUUGGGCCCGUCCAGCAUGGAUCGUAUGAGUGGCGGAAUGGACUUUGCCUCUCCUAUGGGCAUGGACAGGAUGAACGCGGGCCUCGACCGAAUGGGUUCAAACUUCGACCGCAUGGGCUCCGGUGGCAUGGACCGCUUUCCCUCCUCAGGCCUUGAUCGCAUGGGUACCAGCAUGGAUCGUAUGGGCUCUGGUGGCGUCGGUGGUCAGUUUGACAGACCUGCUGAUAUGGACCGUGGCAACUUUGGCACUCCUUUCAGUGGGUCUGGACAAGGAGGGCCAGGGGCUGGUGGAGCCAAUGCCAGGAAGGGCUGCCAGAUUUUUGUCAGAAAUCUGCCCUUUGACUUCACCUGGAAGAUGUUGAAGGACACUUUCAAUUCAUGUGGCAUUGUGCAGUAUGCAGACAUAAAGAUGGAGAACGGUAAAUCCAAGGGCUGUGGUGUGGUGCGCUUUGAUAGUCCUGAGACUGCAGAGCGAGCCUGUCGUACCAUGAACGGCUACCGGCUAAAUGGGCGAGAGAUUGAUGUCAGGAUUGACAGAAAUGCAUAAUCGUCAUCUUUUGCCUUCCACAAUUGAAUCCCUCCACCCCACUCACUAUGCUUUCCAAUUAAUUUGUCAAGUUACAUAUUUGUAUUUGUGCCGAAUGGUACACUUUUAGUUUUGCUUAUGACUUUUUAGAGACCAAAUUUUUUUUUUUUCUCCCCACUUUUUAUUGUGAUGCUUUCCAAGAAAUUGCCUUUGUUAAAGGUUUGCUAAUAAAUCUCAACUUUGAGAACCUA
This is a messenger RNA of Ctenopharyngodon idella (grass carp), 3102 nucleotides long. It is a transcript of the gene hnrnpm, whose product is annotated as heterogeneous nuclear ribonucleoprotein M. The record is from RefSeq and is a predicted model, not a curated record. Gene Ontology annotation, biological process: regulation of mRNA stability involved in response to oxidative stress; alternative mRNA splicing, via spliceosome. The transcript is spliced from 15 exons. Bases 1154 to 2872 code for a protein of 572 amino acids. Gene Ontology annotation, cellular component: post-mRNA release spliceosomal complex; nucleus; cytoplasm. Gene Ontology annotation, molecular function: mRNA binding. Lineage: Eukaryota; Metazoa; Chordata; Actinopteri; Cypriniformes; Xenocyprididae.